CCCGCCCGCGCCUGCCUCUCGGAGCCCGGCCCGAAGGCCUCUCCCGCUGUUCCCAUGGAGACGGCGCCAUCGCGGCUCGCUCGCCCGCCGUCCCGCGGCGCGAUGGCCGGGGCGCCGCCGCCCUCCGAGGCCGGCCUGCAGACGCGGCUCGUGGAGAACCAGCCUUACGACGAGAGCCUGGAGGUGGCCGAGACGGAGGACGUGGCCAGCAUCUACGCGCCCAGCCCGCCGCAGCCAGGGCCAAGGGCUCCGCGCACCCAGCACAAGACCCUGGCCGGGAACAGCAGCGAGGAGGACGAGGAGGAGAUCCUCAAGGAGAAGAAGGUGGCCCAGCUGGCCUCACAGCGGCGCUUCAGUGGCAACGAGGUGGAGGACGAGGACGACGACUCUUCUGACACCGACUCGGACGACGACGACGACGAGGAGCACGGAGCCCCCCUUGAGGGGGCUUACAACUCCGCAGACUACGACUACCUUCCCGUUUCCCUGGAGAUCAAGGAGCUUUUCCAGUACAUCCGGAGGUAUUCCUCACAAAUGAUCGACCUGGAGCACAAGCUGAAGCCUUUCUUCCCAGACUUCAUCCCGGCUGUGGGAGACAUUGAUGCUUUCCUGAAGGUCCCGCGCCCUGAUGGGAAGCCGGACAAUCUUGGCUUGCUGGUCCUCGACGAGCCUUCGACCAAGCAGUCCGACCCCACAGUGCUCUCCCUCUGGCUCACUGAAAACACCAAGCAACACAACGUGGCUCAGCAAGUUAAAGUGAAGAGCCUGGAGAACGCCGAGAAGCAUCCCAAAGCCAUCGACAGCUGGAUCGAGAGCAUCAGUGAACUCCAUCGCUGCAAGCCCCCCGCCACCGUCCACUAUGCCAGGCCCAUGCCGGAGAUAGACAACCUGAUGCAGGAGUGGUCCCCGGAGUUUGAAGAGCUGCUGGGAAAGGUGAGCCUCCCCACUGCAGACAUCAACUGUAGCCUGGCGGAAUAUGCAGACAUGAUUUGUGCCAUUCUGGACAUUCCUGUCUACAAGGGCCGUAUCCAGUCUCUGCACACCCUGUUCUCACUUUAUUCUGAAUUCAAAAAUUCACUGCACUUCAUAGCCCUGGCGGAGGGCAAGAAGGCCGGCAGUGUGCCCUUCCACCCCCCGUCACAGGCUGGAGAGACAGAGAUCCUGAGCUUUACCUGAGCCAGCUGCCUGCCUGGGAGACUAGCAAGGACUCGGGAGGCCACCCUGCAGCCAUGGCCCCGAGCAGGAAAGGGUCCCGUGGAGCCCAGCAGGCCCCGGGCCAGGCACGGACCUAGAGCUUGUUGCUGGACUGAAGCCCCGGAGCUGUUCAGCAUCUCACUGGCCUUGUGCAUCAUCUGUCAGAGAUUUGCCUCAGUAAAGUUCCAAGUCAAGUCCC
Hemicordylus capensis (graceful crag lizard) is the source of this 1393-nucleotide messenger RNA. RefSeq names its product intraflagellar transport 46 (gene IFT46). The coding region runs from base 55 to 1176 and encodes 373 amino acids. NCBI's taxonomy places the organism in Eukaryota, Metazoa, Chordata, Lepidosauria, Squamata, Cordylidae. Gene Ontology annotation, biological process: intraciliary transport; cilium assembly. The transcript is spliced from 12 exons. Gene Ontology annotation, cellular component: motile cilium; intraciliary transport particle B; centrosome. The record is from RefSeq and is a predicted model, not a curated record.